Molecule: messenger RNA, 3408 nt
Organism: Anneissia japonica
Lineage: Eukaryota; Metazoa; Echinodermata; Crinoidea; Comatulida; Comatulidae
Product: bifunctional epoxide hydrolase 2-like
Exons: 17
Coding region: 140-1966 (608 amino acids)
Molecular function (GO): catalytic activity
Source: RefSeq, a predicted model, not a curated record
UGUAAACAAGAAGGCGGGCCUUGCGACCAACUAGAUCCCUGGAUUUCACUAGCUUACACGUUUCCUUUGGCUGAAGUUUUGUUCGUCAAAUGUCUUUAUGGCAUUGAUAUUUAAUGCUAUAUUAAUGUAGUACAGGCAAAUGUUUGGUCUAUUACAUUCAACGUCUUUUGUUUACUGGAAAGCCCUGUCAAACUUAGCCAGAAAUCGAUGCUUGUUGUCGAGGUCCCGCGAUCUUUUGUCAGCCGCAUCGUGCUCAAACAUGAAGCCAUCGACACCAGCAGUGAAAGCAGUCAUAUUUGACCUAGGAGGCGUGAUCCUGGAACAGCCACAAAGAGGCCUUAGAAGAUACGCAGAAAGUCUAGGUUUUCCAGGAUUCUUUUUGGAGAGUGUGAUGAUCAGAGGGCGCCCUCACAAUUCUUUUUGCAGAAUGGAAAGGGGAGAAAUAUCAGUAACCCAGUUUUACCGGGAAUUUGAGGCUGAAUGCCAGGAAGCAGCCAAAGAUGAAGGGCUUAAACUGCCAUCAAGUUUCCGUCCAGAGUCGAUGUGGAGUGAGAUGCACAGUGUUAAACCUGUUGCUGGGAUGCUGCAAGCUCUCAUUGCUUUGAAACAAGCUGGUUUGAAGACUUGUGUUCUAACAAAUAAUUACAUUGACGAUACAUCAUCAAAUCGACCUCAUUCACAUUUUAUGAUGUCGUUAAAAUCCUGUCUGGAUGAGAUAAUUGAGUCGUGCCGAGUGGGGCUUCGCAAACCUGACCCAGAGAUCUACAGAUUGACCUGUGACAGGCUGCAAGUGAAACCCUCUGAGGCUGUCUUCCUUGAUGAUCUUGGGCAAAAUUUAAAACCAGCCAAAGAACUUGGUAUACAAACUAUCCUGGUGCGAGAUGUGGAUAAAGCAUUAAAUGAACUGAAAGAGGCCACAGGCAUUGAUGUCUUUAAAACCCCCAGACCUCUUGCUGCACAGCCGAGUAAGGUAUCGCACUGCAACGUUGACCUGAAGGAUGGAAUACGCAUUCAUUACGUUGAUUAUGGAAGUGGCCCACCUGUCAUCUUCUGCCACGGCUUCCCGGAAAGUUGGUACUCUUGGCGUUACCAGAUACCAGCCCUGGGCAAUGCAGGCUACCGGGUGAUAGCUUUGGACCAGAGAGGUUAUGGGGACAGCAGCAAUCCACCAGAUAUUGAAGCCUACACACAGGAAAAGCUGUGUGGGGAUGUUAUUGGACUGAUGGAUGUGCUAGGCCUACCUCAAGCCAGUAUAGUGGGGCAUGAUUGGGGUGGAGCUGUUGUCUGGAACUUAGCUCUGAUGUAUCCUGAAAGAAUAAGAUGUGUUGCAGGGCUAAAUACACCAUUCUUUCCGCCAAACCCAAAGAGCAACCCAUGGCACGCGAUGCAAAAGGACCCAGGACGAUUUGAUUAUCAGAUGUACUUUCAAACACCAGGAGUCGCAGAGGCUGAGUUUGAAGGUGAUUUAGAGCGAACAUUCAAGAUUAUGUUUCGAUCGAGAGACCCGAAGGAUGCUUUAAAAUCUCCACAAAACUUGAAAAUUUCCACAGGCAAUGUUCGGGAACGGGGUGGCUUGCUUGUUGGAUCACCUGACAACGUCGCAAGAAGUGUGAUGCUAACGGAGGAGGACCUGCAGUAUUACAUCAAGCAGUUUAAAAAGAGUGGCUUUAGGGGUCCCUUGAACUGGUAUCGUAAUAUUGAGGCCAACUGGAAAUGGAUGUGCAAAGCUGCAGGAAGAAAGAUAUAUGCACCGUCCCUAAUGAUCACAGCUGGUCGUGAUACUGUUCUCACGCCAGCAUCAAGCAAACAUAUGGAGAAAUGGAUUCCAAACUUAAAACGAGGUCAUAUCGAAGUCUGCAACCAUUGGACACAAGUUGAAAGACCUAAAGAGGUAAAUGAGAUGUUAAUCAACUGGUUGAAUGGUGUACAUGCAAGUACAGAUACAAUAGAGCCAUCUAAACUAUGAAAAGAUUAAAACUGAAUGUUAUUGUAUGCAACACAAGAUAAUUCCCUCCACUGGACAUAGAGGUAUUAUAUGCAUAUGUCUCUAUGCAUUGAAUUCGUUUUCCUGGAUACUUUCUUUGAUAUUACUUAUAAAUUCUAUCAAUGAAGAUUCAAAUUAGUUAUCAUAGAAACAAUGAAAUAUGAGGACCAAAUCUUUAUACAAUCAAAUAUUAUUAAAAUACUGCUUUGGUCUCUAAUUAGAAUAAUAAAGAUAAGACAUAAUGUUAAUUUGGGACCACAGAAUAGGUGGUCUUUAAUUGGAAAUGUACGAUGGUAGAAUGUCUUGUAAUUUUUUCUAUUAAAGUAUACUGAAAUUGAAUACAUCUCUUAUUUCUUUCAUCAAAGUCGUUAUAUUUCCUGGUAAGCUGUAUCCUCACUAUAAACUCCGGUGUUUACAUUGGCCUGGUGAAGAUGCUGGUGGCGCCCUCAGCAAAGAUUUUCCGUGUACUGUAUAGCACAAACGUACAGGAAGUCAGGAUACUGGCUUUUUUUUUUAUUUUGUGUCAAAAAUAUUAAAGCUACAUUGAUGACAUUCACAUACAGCAUAUUUAAAUAUACUGUACAGUAUUAGGAAUGAACAAAAAAUAAUCCAAAGAAAUUAUAAUUUUUCCAUUUAUAUUUAAUUCAAUUUAAUUCUCGUCGUUGCAAAGGAGUCUAUGAAAUUGGAUGUUCCUAACAAUCGAACAAUGAAUGAAAUUUAUGCAUGAUUGCAGUGGUUUUAAUUUUUAAAUCAUUAACCUAAAAAACCUUAAAAUUUGAUAAAAACAAAAUGUCUAAGAAUAAAUGAAAUUUAUGCAUGAAUGCAGUGGUUUUAAUUUUUUUUUUUAAUGUCUUUCCAUUACCAAUUAAUAGGACAUAAUAAAGGGCACUUUUACCUAGACUUGCCACAAGUCUAAUUGUUUUUCCUAGUAUUAGAGAAAGACUAGUCAGACUUUCGAAGAAUGCCAUCAACAUCUGGUUAUAUCGGGAAACUUUGGAAACUUUUUAGCUUAUCCCAGAAAAGUAUACUAUACUAUGGAAUUCCAGGCAAAUAUGUAAUAUGGAACGUCAUUGGUGCCAAAAUCGAUUUAUUUUAAACUUUUUUCACUGAUUAAAACUAAGUUUAGGGACUGGAAUCCAGUCUAAUUUUUACCAAGCUCAUUUUGCACUAACAUAUAAAUUACAUAUUAUGUAUACAAACUAUUGAAUUAAACAAUGUGUAUCCUAAUUUUUAUAUUGGAUAAUGAUGAAAAUACAUAAUAAAACACACACAGAAGGCAACACAGAAAUGUUGAAUAUUAUCUGAAUUUACAAAUGCAAAUAGAUAAAAAAAACAUACAAGAUAUCAAAUGAAACAAAUUAAUUUAUGCCUUAACUAAAACGCCAACAUGAAUAAGAUUAUAAAAUAACCCACGAAACAUUAAU